UUUAAUAUGGCAUAAUUUUAGCAAAUACUUUCUGUUUAUUAAAAAAAAUACUUUUGGGGGAUACACAUAAAAUAAUGUUUUCAUCCCUCGGUGUUUUAUUUUGAAUCAAAAGACUUAUUUUGAAAUCAAAUAUCUCUCCAUCCGGAAGUCCUUUUACGUGAUAUCCUGGCAGCAUUUUCUAGAGCAACUGACAUUUCACGGUGAUUUGAGACCUUCAAAAAACGAUUUGUUUGAGUUUUGCAUCCCUUAUAAUUAAAGAAGAUCCGUGGUGAGAAGAAAAUAUGUCGCACACAAUUUUGCUUGUCCAACCGACCAAGAGACCAGAGGGACGCACGUAUGCGGACUACGAGUCGGUGAAUGAGUGCAUGGAAGGUGUUUGCAAAAUGUAUGAAGAGCACCUUAAAAGGAUGAAUCCGAACAGCCCUUCCAUAACUUAUGACAUCAGUCAGCUGUUCGAUUUCAUUGAUGACCUGGCUGAUCUGAGCUGUCUUGUGUACAGAGCUGACACUCAAACAUACCAACCAUACAACAAAGACUGGAUUAAGGAGAAGAUAUAUGUUCUUCUACGGCGUCAAGCUCAGCAAGCAGCAAAGUAAAGGCAUCUCUGAUUUGUUGUCCUGCUACACACACUUGAAAGGAGUUAGUGCUGCUCUACAGUUACACAGCACACUCUAGAUUUGUGUAUUACGACAGCAUUGUAAGUCUGACAAGGGCAGUUUUCCAUAAAAUAGUGUACAUUUAUUAUACUAUACAUUGUAAAAAGAGCAUUUUUUUAAAGAUGGGGGUGUGGGGGGUAUUUUGGACUUUAAACUGAAAUUGCAUGUCAAUUUCAAUGCUUGGCAGCUUUUUCUUAUUCUCAUUCAUCUGUUUCUAAAUUGUUACAUGAUUGUGAGAAUGGAGAUAAUGGCUAGAAGCACUAACUUUUUGAUGGCAAGAGAUCCCCUCUGCAAAUAAAAUCCCCCAUGGUUUUUUGUUUGUGCAAGUGCAGUGGGCUUCCAAUGCAGGUUGUAUACUAUGGGAUUUGGUUAAAGUGGAGACUUGUUCUCCCAUUUAUCAAACAACUCCCAAAAGGUUGAUUUGUCUUUUUUUUUUUUUUUAAUUUCUUAUGCUAUUACCACAUGGAUUUAGUUUCAUGAUGUGAACUUUUUUUGUAAACCUUUUGUCUGAUUGUGUCUGAACCACCUGGUUUUGUUUUUUUUAAUCAUGUUUCAGAUUUCUUUGAUUUAAAUAAAAGAAACGGUUGUUUUCUGA
Messenger RNA from Menidia menidia (Atlantic silverside), 1251 nucleotides. NCBI's taxonomy places the organism in Eukaryota, Metazoa, Chordata, Actinopteri, Atheriniformes, Atherinopsidae. The record is from the annotation of a GenBank genome assembly.